Molecule: messenger RNA, 213 nt
Organism: Clunio marinus
Lineage: Eukaryota; Metazoa; Arthropoda; Insecta; Diptera; Chironomidae
Source: the annotation of a GenBank genome assembly
AUGAAAGAAAAAAAGUUACUCAAUCUUACGCCUUGCCCAAUACGAUUUGUAAAAAAGGGAAAUCUGUAUCAUUGUCAAGUAUAUGAAUCAACAUCUAUCAAUUUUAAUCAAAUGCUUUCAUCUCCUGCUUUUGCUUACAUAGGAGCGUACAGCUUAGAUGGAUAUUCCAUUAUGCAACAGAGUAACAUGAUUUCUAGAGCACAAGCCAAAUAA